UCUGCCGAGGCAGGACGAGCUCACUUUCAUGGCUCUCUGACAGUUUGGCCGGUCGACGCGAUUCCGUUCGUCGGGACAAGUCGCAUCGACGAACCAGUGUGCAGUGCGAACAGCCGAAUCGAACACGCGUUUGGUGACCAAACUAUUUCGUUUUUUGGCAGCGACAAUUUUGCAGGAGCAUUUGAUCGAACAUUUUUUCGAAGCUGUGAAUGUACUUGUAAUAUUGUUCGGUGGUUACGAGAAUUGUCGUCAGGCUAAAAAUGUGCAGUGCCCUAUUAGAAGAGAAUUAGGAGAGACUGGGAUUCGAAAAGGAGCGGGUACAUAGAUUGGUGAGCGUAUCUGCGGGAGGCCUGAAGAAAGAAGUUGGUGCACCUGCCGCAGUGGUUCUCGUGGCGCCACUCACGUGUUGCAUGCGUGCCGUGCUAUCCAUCAUGGUCGCGGACUCGGAACGGCUCUGAUUGGUCGGCGCCGCGGUCACGUGGUAUGGUAAUUGGGCUUCGGUGGGCGGGAAGGAGUGAACGAGGUCGCGAAGCUUCGUGGAAGAUCGCAAAAGUGGCGGAAGGAGAGGAGAGGAUAAGCAGCUGUCCACCGGGAGUCUGCUACUCUCCGUGGUCUUGCUCUUUUCGCUCGUUUUCUCUCCCCCUGUCUUUCUCCCUUUUCCGCCUUCUGCGUACCCUCGACGUACCCUUUCCCCUCCUGACGAAAAACUCACCCUGUUCCGGCGAACAGAGAAGGAUGUCGGCCACGGGCCACAGUGCAGUGCAGUGUAUACGGCUCCGACAAUGAAUAUUAACAUGGAACUAUGAGACUCUAUGAACUAAUUCGGGAACAGCGUUAGAGAGACGAACUGCUCUAUAAAGGAACAGUGACUGUUAUCAGUUUGGAGUACGUGUUACUUUAAUUUAUAUCGUAACUGGGAACAGUGUUGAAAAGCAAAGGAUCGUCGCGAAAAUGAGUUCGUUCCUGAUGAAUCCAUCCGCCGGCGGUGGAUAUCAUCAUCAUCAACAUCAACAAGCGGCGGGCAGUCACCAUUUGGCCGCGACCUCGGUGAUGGUGGAUCCUAAGUUUCCUCCUAGCGAAGAAUACAGCCAAAGCAAUUACAUACCGUCCACCGGGACGGAUUUCUUUCCCGGCAGCGGGGGCGGUCAUCACCUGAAUCAUCCUCAGUCUCAUCAACUGCAGUAUGGCUACCACCAGCAUCAUCACCAGGCUGCGUCUACCCCGUACGGUGCGUCGUCCGCGGUUCAGUUGAAUGGCGGCUAUGCCGGUUACGGUGGCUACUAUGGACCUCAUCAUCCUCAUCACCAAGUGCACGCCGUGCACCAUGCCAGUUUGCAUCCUCAUCAUCAUGCGGUGGGUGCGUUGGCUAUGCCCCCGGAGGCACAGCAACCGCCUCUCACGUGUCCAUCCUCGAUGCAGAGUCAGCAACAACCGCAACAACAGCAGCAACCACCUGUGACAGCGUCCACUGUCCUCGGUUCGACUCCGCUGUCACCUGGCAUUAUGCAGAAUCACGUGCAGCCGCCGGACAAUCUUCAGCAUCAUCAGCAGCCGAGUCAGCAGCCGCCGCACGAUAGCAACGCGUGCAGUCCAACGAACACGGGCCAAAUGCAUCGCGACAACUCGCCGGAUCUUCAACAGCAACCGACGACCACUCAGCAGUCGCAGCAUAUACAGAACACGCAACAACAACAGCAACAGCAGCAGCAAAGUCAGCAGCAGUCACAGCAACAGCAUCACGUGGACGACGGAUCCGAUCAGGAUGACAUGGAGGACGAUCAGAUGAUGGACGGAUCCCCUGGUAUGAUGGAGGAUGAGGAAGAAGACGAGGAAAAUGGAGACCGUGUGAUUUAUCCGUGGAUGAAGAAGAUUCACGUUGCCGGUGUCGCGAACGGCUCCUACCAGCCGGGGAUGGAGCCGAAGCGACAGAGGACCGCAUACACGAGGCAUCAGAUCCUCGAACUGGAGAAGGAGUUCCAUUACAAUAGGUACCUGACGAGACGGCGACGGAUCGAGAUCGCCCAUACCCUGGUGUUGUCCGAGCGGCAGAUAAAGAUCUGGUUCCAGAACCGUCGGAUGAAGUGGAAGAAGGACAACAAGCUGCCCAACACGAAGAACGUGCGUCGGAAGAACGCGAAUGGACAAGCGGCACCCGCGGCGAAACCAUCGAAGGCACAAGGGACCAGAAGCAAGCUGACCACCGGCAACAACAACAGCCAGAGGAAGAACAACAACAAUUCGCCGUCGAGCGGCAUCGAGAGCAGCCUCGAUUCGAGCGUAGGUUUGGACAUGGCCGACGUGCAUGUGGUGAACUCGGCUCUUCCGCAUACGAACGUGGUCCACCCGAGUUUCCAAGGUCACCCGCAUCCCUUGGCCCAUCUUCAGGCGCAGCUGAGUCAUCACCAUGUGAGCGGCAUAAUGGACGGUCCGACGGGAGGGCCGUUGGGACACAUAGGCUCCGGAAGUAUCAGUCCUCUCGCCCCUGCGACCAGUCCCACUGGACUGUCACAGGUCUCCGCACCCAUUCCGCCACCACCGAUAAAGUCUGAUUACGGCCUGACGGCACUGUAACAUCCGUCCUGGCAACCUCACUCUAUCAGUCGACCGUGGAAUUCACGAGCUGAUCAAGGAUACGUAACGGGGGGCUGCAGAGACGCGAGUUUCGCUUCCGCUGACCUGAACGUUAUUGCCUACUGACGAACAGAGUCGAUGCUGUUUCGUGAUAUCGAAGUUCGAGGCUAUACGAAACGUAUGGAAAUAGAGACUUAAACGGGGAGAACUCUGGCACGAUGCGUCAGCUUUAGAUCCAAUGGGAUUGAACCAUUACUUGAUGAAUGGUACGCCGGUCCAAAAGCGUGCUAGCCGGAAGUAGCAAUUCUAUCUUCUCCGUUACGUGCUACUGGAUGGUUAUGUUACUGGCGCUGAAACUUUACAACCGAUUCAUACUUCAAGGAACACCAUCUCUGGAACUUGAUUGUAAUAGUCCUCACCGUAAUGGUGACCUGAGUGGGUAAAGGAUAAGACGAGGAUGAAGUUUCACGCCAUCCUCUGAUUCUUCUUUCAAGUACAGUCGAGUCAUCGCGAUGACCUGGUGAAACAAAUGAUGUCUGACAGUACUGGUUACCUGUUUCUCGUGAUGCUGAUACUUUCUUGGUAGCAUCCGAGUCGUUGAAGCAACGAGGACCUACUUAAGGUGAAGAGUGGAGGGUGACGCGAUGAGGAGGAUGAUUCUAUAGCGUCAUCAAGUGAGAAUAAGCCUGUUUAAAGCUGAAAGACAUGGCCAGUAAUUGCUAUAGAUGAAAAAACAUAUGGAAUAGUGUGGAAAGGAGUGAAUUACUGCUCGUUACUUUGUGAACAGCGCUGAUAGUGAGAGAAGAACUGUCGUUCCAUGAAACACUGCUGACUGGUACGUUGCAAUCUAAAAUUUCUUGCCUCAAACUUUUCCAAAUCUUGCCUACCUACAUAUUUCCAUAGUGUUCGCCAAUCAUAACCGAUCAUUCUUUUAACGACGAAAUAACUGAAAUAUUUUAUUUACACGCGAUCAGGCUUCAGAGCAGUCGAAAGUAGAACAAUCCCUGAAAUUUUAGUGUUCCAAGUGUAACCACGACCUUUCGUUCGUCGAAAGCUGUGAUCCGAUAAGUAAUCAGCACCUGUAAUCGAAACGUUUCCCAGUCUGAAACGGAGUCGUGAAACAAAGAAAUAUUUCACGACACGUUAAACUGUAUAUAUAGCUGUAUACCCGCGUAUGUAUAUAGUCGUGUAAAGAAAGUCUUAUUUGCUAUGUGAUUAAAGUGCGUCGUAUUUCGUAUGUUAUCACGUAAGUGUGCGGUCCUAGAGUCGUUAAGUAUUCGAUAAAGACUAUCGCGAACCAGUUCAUCGGUAGGCGUUCCCGAAAUUCUCGUAAGCAACAGCGAGUUAUUCGAUUCGUUGUUCCUUCGUAAUAGAAAAUAUUCGUUGUAAAAGAAAUGUACAGUGAUGUUUGCGUUCCGUCGCGAACAAUUUCGCGAGGAAACGCAGGGAAAAGGACAAUGGGGGGAACCAUAAUGGCGAACGUUUUGCAGUAGCUUCGAUAAAUAUUCAAUCGUGUUUUCAAAGUAAUAGAAAAUUCUCAGAAUUCGUUUAAAAAUUCGGAAUUUUCGAUUUAAGAUUGUAGAUUCAUUGUCUCAGACGAAGUGGAAGCUUUCUACUUUGGUCAGACAUGGCGCAAGGAGGUCCUUUUCAGUUUCUCGAAAAUUUUGCAAAAAUUUGACUUUCGAUUGAGAAAAAGGAGUGUAGAAAUGCAUCGCGUUCGCUGGUGUCACGUGUACGUUGUAAAUAAUACUGCGAGAUGUUGUCUAUUUUUCUCGAGAAAGUAUAAACGAACGACCAAUAACGAGUUAGAUGUAAAGGGUAGUACGCCUGGAUACCGGAAGUUGUACUAUAAAGACGAGUAGCCAAUCAAACGAUUAAAUGCACAGAGUCGCUGUGACGAUAUACCAAAACAAUGUUUUAUCAGAUUAAAUAUAGGAUUGUAGAGGUAUGUAAGAAACCUUAAACGAGACGUUCAAUUACGAAAUAGAUGGAGACAAAAGUGAAGGUGAAAAAUUGCGAUCUAGUGUAAUUAGUGGAUUUAAGUAAGAAAGUGCACGAGUUACGAGAACAUUCUAUUAAGUGUGACAUUAUAUUCCUUGAUAUUCUUUAUCGAUAAUGUAUAUAACAUGUACGAUAAGAACGUAUUUGGGCACAUUACGAUGCUUAUGUUUAUAUUGAUCGUAGAGAUCGAUCAAAUACAAUC
This is a messenger RNA of Osmia bicornis bicornis, 4774 nucleotides long. RefSeq names its product homeotic protein deformed (gene Dfd). Gene Ontology annotation, cellular component: nucleus. NCBI's taxonomy places the organism in Eukaryota, Metazoa, Arthropoda, Insecta, Hymenoptera, Megachilidae. The coding region runs from base 952 to 2571 and encodes 539 amino acids. Gene Ontology annotation, molecular function: RNA polymerase II cis-regulatory region sequence-specific DNA binding; DNA-binding transcription factor activity, RNA polymerase II-specific. The record is from RefSeq and is a predicted model, not a curated record. Gene Ontology annotation, biological process: anterior/posterior pattern specification; regulation of transcription by RNA polymerase II. The transcript is spliced from 2 exons.